Molecule: messenger RNA, 3096 nt
Organism: Cynoglossus semilaevis (tongue sole)
Lineage: Eukaryota; Metazoa; Chordata; Actinopteri; Pleuronectiformes; Cynoglossidae
Gene: chkb
Product: choline kinase beta
Exons: 11
Coding region: 5-1579 (524 amino acids)
Biological process (GO): CDP-choline pathway; phosphatidylethanolamine biosynthetic process
Cellular component (GO): cytoplasm
Molecular function (GO): choline kinase activity; ethanolamine kinase activity
Source: RefSeq, a predicted model, not a curated record
ACCAAUGAAAGUGGCAGUUGAAUGCGGAAGUCAACUGUGGUUGGAUAUUGAAUAUGUCAGUCAAGCUCAGCCCAAAUCAACAGACGUUAGUAUCUUACCAGGUUGUGGCGUUAAAGCGACGAGUAUUAAUCUGUGUUUUGAUCGACUGCCCCCAAUGCGUCUCCGUCCGCUUGCGUAUGGUCGCCUCUUCCGGCUAAGUAACAUAACCAGCGCCCUCUGUGAUUCAGCGACUCAGUGUCGCCGUGCGAGACCAACAUUUAGCAGCGGGUCUACUGUACUAUUCUCCAGUAAAUUUACCAUGCAUUCUAGUAAAAACGCAGCUAGUCACGUUGACGUAUGCUCGAGCAGCACGAGGCAGCUCGGUACCGAGCUGCUUAGCAACAUUCCCACGAUCACAGCAGGAGACAACGGUUCACCCAUAGAGAAGAGGCGGCUGGAAACUCCGAGCCCUCAGUUUGAGGCCAACUGUGAUGAUGACUCGGAAGCUGAAUCUUUCGCUGAUGGAAGAAGAGAGGAGGUGGACAGGGACACCCGGGACAGGGCGUUUGCCUGGUGCAAAGAAUUUUUGUCCGGUUCAUGGAAGAGUAUCCAGGAGGAGGACUUCCAAAUCAGUAUUGUCAGUGGUGGACUGAGUAAUCUGUUGUAUCUGUGUACUCUGCCGGAGCAUGUACCUACCGUGGGAGUUGAACCUCGUCAGGUGCUCCUUAGGGUGUACGGUGCCAUCUUGCAGGGUGUGGACUCGCUUGUUUUGGAGAGUGUGAUGUUUGCCAUCCUGGCAGAGCGAACACUUGGGCCCAAACUUUAUGGCAUCUUUCCAGAGGGACGAUUAGAACAAUACCUACCGAAUACUCGCAUGCGUACAGAACAACUCUCAGAUCCCGCAAUUUCAGCAGAGCUGGCCACCAAGUUGGCUCGUUUCCAUGAAAUGCUAAUGCCCUUCAACAAAGAGCCCAAGUGGCUUUUUGGGACCAUUGACAGAUACAUGGAUCAGGUGAUGAAACUGAACUUUGUCCGUGAAGCACAUAUGAAGAAGUACAAGAAGCUCAUGAAGUUAAACCUGCCUGCCGAGCUGGAGAGCCUCCGUGAACUGCUGGCAGCGACUCCAUCACCAGUAGUGUUUUGUCACAAUGACGUCCAGGAAGGUAACAUUCUAAUACUGGACGGCAGGGACAGCUCCUCAGGAGACAGACUGAUGCUGAUAGACUUUGAAUACAGCAGUUACAACUACAGGGGUUUUGACUUUGGGAACCAUUUCUGUGAGUGGAUGUAUGAUUACACCUACGACCAGUGGCCUUUCUAUAAAUCCACACAGGAAAACUAUCCAACCAGAGAACAACAGCUUAUAUUCAUCCGAAAUUAUCUGGCAGAGCAAAGAAAAAGCUCUGAUAUUUCAGGGGACCAAACACAGAUUGAAGAGGACAUGCUGAUCGAAGCAAACAGGUAUGCGUUAGCGUCACACUUUCUCUGGGGGCUGUGGUCCAUCAUUCAAGCCAGGAUAUCUACUAUUGAGUUUGGAUACAUGGACUAUGCCCAGUGUCGGUUUGAUGCAUAUUUCAAGCAAAAGAAGCUAUGCUCCUGAUUUCCAAAGUAGGAACAUGUGCUUGUUUUAUCAGUCAUGCAUUUUUGUGUGUCUCUAUCCUAUGCGUCUAUGCUCUUGACAAGUAAUGGUUUUUGAAUGUUAAAGGUUUACAUUUAAAGACACAUUUUAGUGAAGUCUGUGCCUAUGCCCCUAGGGUAAAGUUUUAAAGCAACUGAGGCUUGUUCAGUCAUUUAUGAAAGCUCAUAAGGUGAUUUAAUGCGUUUUAAUUUUAUUUGGUUAAAACCACUCUUCAUGUGCACAUUAGGUUGUUUAGAUUUACCACAUGGACCAUUCAUUUGAUACUCUGUAGUGGCUAAUUAUGGAUGUUUCAGAUACUACUGUAAUCAGCGGGAUAGUGUUGUCUUUUUACAAGACUGUCACUGUAAGAAUACUUUUGGUUUGUGUACUUUAUUUCUCUAAGCCUCUGGAAUUUAAAAGCAGACAACUUGGUGGAUUAGGUUUAUUUAAUCAUUUCAGUUCUGGUAGAUCAAUACUGAUCCAGAGUGUUGGAUCAAGCCACCCCUUGUAGAAACACAUCUGUUAUUACCCUUUAUCAUGGCCACGCCCUCUCAAGGGGUUAAUAAAUGUUGGUGUUGGAACAUCUUAGGCCAGGCGUGGGCAAACUUUUUGACUCCUGGGCCACAAUUGUCCUAAAAUUGAACAAAUGACUGGGUCAGGAGCAGAUAGAUGGAGCGUUCGUGUGAACUAAUAUAAAUUACAUGUAAAGGUCAUGCAUAAAGGCUAAAAUGCUUUUUUUUAAAAAUGUCUACGCCAUCUAUUGGGGGAACUGGGGUAUUUCAGGGUUUCAGGUUAAACAAAUAUGGUCUUUAAUAGUCAAGGAAUCCAGUUGUCUACUUCUAAAUUUUCAAGGAUGGCGAUGAUCUGGAAGACUGAAAAACACAUUUCUAAUGUUGUUUAGGUCAUUCUACCUCCUCUCUCUUUAUCAACAAUCAUUCUGUUUCCGUAAGAGCUGAUUCUGAAGUUAACUUCUGAGGGACUAAGCAAACUUUUUUUUCAUUUCUAAGUUUAACAGGUGUUAAACAAGACUGUGAUUAAACCAGUGUUGGUCAAAACAUUUCAUGAGGCCUAAUUGCGUUAUGAGGCAUUUUCACACACUUCUGAUUUCCGUCCUACCUUUUUGACGUACAACCUUUUUCAAAUGUCAGACUUGCAUCUUGAGUUUCUUUCUCAAUUAUGUCUUUUUGUUGUUUUUUUUUUUUUGUUUUGUUUGUUUUUUCAUAUUCUUUCUUUAAAAACGUGAUAAGGUGCAAUGUCUUUUAGGAAUAUGCUGAAACAGCACUGUCUCAUAGAGUGUACCAAUCACACCACACAAAAAAGUUUCUGUCAUUUAACUGUAAACCCUUCUGCAUCACCAGUCCUGUGUGUUACUCUUUAAUGCACUGGUGCUUUUCUCAUUAGCUGUAUCUCUCUGCACAUGGGAAGAGCCUGAACUGUUUCUCUCCAAAUGUCUGUUAUGUUGGUCCUGUUUGCACUAUUAAAAUCUCAUCUAAAGGUAA